AUGAAGAUUAAGUUUUCCGUUUAUUUGGCCCUACUGGGUCAAAGCUCGGCAUGGAGCUACACUCCCAGCUCCAAAUAUGCUGCAAAUAUUAAGAUCAAUGCUCACCAGACAUACCAAACCAUGAUUGGAGGCGGUUGCUCUGGAGCUUUUGGGGUCGCAUGCCAGCAAUUCGGGUCUUCAGGUCUAUCGCCAGAUAAUCAACAGAGGGUGACACAGAUUCUUUUUGAUGAAAACAUCGGCGGCCUCUCAAUCGUGCGAAACGAUAUUGGUUCAUCCCCAGGAACCACCAUUCUUCCAACAUGCCCGGCAACGCCGCAGGGCAAGUUCAAUUACGUCUGGGAUGGAAGUGAUAACUGUCAAUUCAAUCUCACAAAAACGGCCCUCAAAUAUAAUCCAGAACUUUACGUCUAUGCCGAUGCUUGGUCUGCCCCUGGUUGCAUGAAGACUGUGGGAACAGAGAACCUUGGUGGGCAAAUCUGUGGCGUACGAGGUACCAAUUGCGAUCAUGAUUGGCGUCAAGCUUACGCAGAUUAUCUCGUCCAAUAUGUCAGAUUCUAUAAGGAAGAAGGCAUUGAUAUCUCGCUUUUGGGUGCUUGGAAUGAGCCUGAUUUCAACCCUUUUACUUAUGAGAGUAUGCUAUCAGACGGAUACCAAGCCAAAGAUUUCCUAGAGGUCCUAUAUCCUACGCUGAAGAAAGCUUUUCCAAAAGUCGAUGUCAGCUGUUGCGAUGCUACCGGCGCACGACAAGAGAGAAACAUUCUUUAUGAGCUACAGCAAGCGGGCGGUGAAAAAUACUUCGAUAUUGCGACGUGGCACAAUUAUCAGAGCAACCCUGAGCGCCCAUUUAAUUCCGGCGGAAAACCGAAUAUCCAGACCGAAUGGGCCGAUGGCACGGGUCCAUGGAAUAGUACCUGGGAUUAUAGCGGCCAGCUUGCCGAUACCUCGGGAUACACUCACUGGUGGUGUGUGCAAGACACAACCGGCGAUAAUGCUCUCAUUCGACUUCGCGGUAACAAUUACGAAGUGUCAUCUCGGCUCUGGGCCUUUGCUCAAUAUUUCCGAUUCGCCAGACCAGGUUCUGUGCGCGUUGAUGCCACAAGUGACGUGGAAAAUGUCUACGUUACGGCGUACGUGAACAAGAAUGGUACAGUCGCUAUACCUGUUAUCAAUGCCGCUCAUUUCCCGUAUGAUUUGACCAUCAACUUGGAGGGAAUUAAAAAGAGAAAGUUGAGCGAGUAUUUAACCGACAAUACUCAUAAUGUCACUUUACAGAGCCGGUACAAGAUUAGCGGCAGCAGUCUCAAGGUGACAGUUGAGCCUAGAGCCAUGAAGACAUUCUGGCUCGAGUAA
This is a messenger RNA of Trichoderma gamsii, 1350 nucleotides long. RefSeq lists its product as hypothetical. Gene Ontology annotation, biological process: sphingolipid metabolic process. Gene Ontology annotation, molecular function: glucosylceramidase activity. Bases 1 to 1350 code for a protein of 449 amino acids. Lineage: Eukaryota; Fungi; Ascomycota; Sordariomycetes; Hypocreales; Hypocreaceae. The record is from RefSeq and is a predicted model, not a curated record. The transcript is spliced from 4 exons.